AUGACAGACGCUCGCGGUACUGACGCUGUUGCACUGAAGCUGGCAUUGAAGCCGCUGAGGCCCAAGGUGCAUCUGUGGCUCCGCCAACCGUGGCUACGGCUCUAUGAGUCGUCAAAGGUUUGUGCCUUUACAGUCCUCGGCCUGUGGAAGGAGGGAGCAAACCUUUCUCCUUUGCGAGUUCGGUGGCGUUGCCGCGAGCUCGUCAAACAGGCUGGUCGAGGUUAUUUGGACCAGGAGGACUACACGACGACCCAAAUUUCAACGGCCGCCACAGUGGGGAUGCUUCUGCUUUGGCUACCUGGCUUUUCUAUCCUGUCACUUCCAGCGAGGUACUGCAACUGGCCUCCUCUUCGCAACAUUGACAGCAGUUUGGACAUCACGAAACACAGGAUCCAGGAUUACGUGAACAACGGCCUCAGCUACAAGGAAGCAGAAGUGGCUUUGCGCAAGUACCUGACAGCUGGAGAGAAGAACUUGAAGCUCCGUGUGCGAUUCUUGGCCCGCGCCAGAAGACUUCAGAAGAUGCUCAGCGUGGUCAUGACAGUUUGCAUGCUCGCUGUGGUCAGUCCCGUCACGAUGGGAGAUGGAGUGACCUGGGCUGCGCCACUUUUCUUUCUGCUUCUCUUCACUCUUGCAGCGGUCCAUGCGGCAUUGGAUCGCCUUCUGAUUCCGUGGCUGUCGCCAGUGAAGAUAACAAUGCUGUCGGUUUUGAGAGAGACGCCCGAUGAGAUUUCUGUGAUGGAAAAUGUUCUCGAAGCCUACAGGAGUUUUCCUCAGGAAGAAGUGGAGAGCUCCGAGGAUGGCGAGGAAUCCUCUGACUACUCCUCCGCAAAUGAGUCUUUCUUGGAUGAAGAUCCAUCGUCCCAGAACCUGCCGGAAGUGCUCGGUUCCAAAAAGGUGAAGAUCUUGGUGAGACCGAAAGCCCUGCGACUUCGCAUGCGCUACGAACUCAUGCGCUCUCUGCCUGCCAGUGGCGAUCACCUGCUGCGGUAUCAGCGUGAAGAGCCGCUGAAAUACGGGCGCCUGCUGCGCAUUCCUGGACUGCUACCCCCAAUUCCUCGUCGCGGCCCAAGAUCCCGAAAGGCGAGGAAGAUACAGGAAGACCUUCGUCAGCCGAAGAGCGCCGCGCGCGAGGCGCGAACUGUCAGCUUCUCGCCAACCCUGGAGAGCGACUGGAGCCACAAGGAGUCGCUUUUCCGGCUGCGAAGGAGCCACUCGCUGGGGACCGGCGUGGCCUUUGAGAACAAGCCGGAGGAAAGAGGCGUCAGAGACCACUGGGACCUCCACUCCGACAUCUUCGAUGAACACUCGCGCUCUGGCAUCCCAGGGAUGCCCAAAGGAGCCGAGCGAAUGCCCGAAAGGGGGCUGGUGGACCAAUUUGAGAUGGUGGGAACCUUUAAACCUCACGUUCAAUCUCGGUCGAUCAAGGAGGCGAUAGACUCUGGAAGACGCUGGCAGCCCUUCUCUCAAUUGUUGGUGGCAACGCAGAAUGCAGAUUUUGCACAUCAAGUCAGCUUCGACAAUAGCCGGGCUGAGGCUGUGGCCGGCACGGAGACCGUGUCCGGAGCUUUCAGUGCACGAACUGCUUCUCACCGCAGCGCUUGCAAGCACCAAGGUCUCAAGACAUAUGGCAGCAGCCAGUCGAUGAAGCUCUGGAGGUAG
This is a messenger RNA of Symbiodinium sp. CCMP2456, 1662 nucleotides long. Lineage: Eukaryota; Dinophyceae; Suessiales; Symbiodiniaceae. The record is from the annotation of a GenBank genome assembly.